AUGCUUCUCGUCGACACUCAACUCAAGAAGAUCGAGCACGAUGACGAUUUGAAAAAGCGGAUCGCAUUAUCGCGUCCCCAUAAGCAUUUGUCUUCUUCGCGAAUCUAUUUGGAUUUGCUGCGGAAAGACGACGUGCUUAAUCAUGGCGCUAUCACUAAUGAGCAUCUCAUCCGCCUACACUUGGAGCAAACCAACUCGAACUUGCUCAAGAAAAACGAUGUGCAUUUGGACUCGGAUCGUCGAUUGGCGCUCUACGCCUACACACACGACACGUUUAGUCUGCUUCUUGUUCCGAUGAUUAAGGAAAAGAAAGAGGCGUUGGGAUCGAUGGGUAAUGAUGCGGCGCUGGCUUGCCUCUCAGAUUACAGUCCGCUUCUCUUCAGUUAUUUCCAGCAGCUUUUCGCUCAGGUCACAAAUCCACCAAUUGAUCCUUUCCGAGAGCAGAUCGUGAUGUCAUUGCGUUGUCCAAUUGGACCGGAAUCGAAUAUGCUCGAGCCUGACGUUGAACUUGCUAGUCGUCUCAUUCUUGAGCAGCCAAUUCUCUCGAUGGUUGACAUGGAGGUUAUAAAACGAACUAUGUAUCGCGGAUGGCGUUCCAAAAUGAUUGACAUCACAUUUCCAGCGAAAUACGGUGUUAAAGGACUUGUUCCGGGUCUCGAUCGCAUGUGUUGUGAGGCAUGUACCGCUGCGCUUGAUGGUUACCAGCUUUUGGUUCUCUCCGAUCGUAAUGUGGAUGCGAACAACGUUCCCAUCCCAUCGCUCUUGGCCGUCGGAGCAAUCCAUCAAUGCCUCAUCCGUCAUCGCCUUCGUAUGAAGGUCGCCAUCAUCGUCGAAACCGGAGAAGCUCGCGUCGUUCACGAUUUCUGUGUGCUUCUCGGAUUUGGCGCCGACGCGAUCUGCCCAUACAUGGUGUUCGAGACGAUGUAUCGCCUUCGAAAUUUGGGUCUACUUGACAAAGAACUGAAUGACGAUCAAGUUUAUGCCGGAUAUCGUCAGGGUGUUGAAAGAGGAAUUUUCAAAGUAAUGGCAAAAAUGGGAAUUUCCACAUUGCACUCAUAUAAGCAUGCCCAAAUUUUUGAAAUUGUCGGUCUCGCACAGGAUGUCGUGGAGAUGUGCUUCAAGAACACUGUUUCCCGUCUUGGUGGAGCGACGUUCGAGAUUCUCGCCGCCGAAGCUCUCAAGAGACACAAAGCUGCCUAUCCGACUACAGGAGACGCGUCCUUCGGCGACUCGAAAACUUUGGUCGCAAGUGGAACAUUCCACUGGAGAGCCGGAGGAGAAAAACACAUUAACGAGCCAUUGGCAAUUGCCAAACUUCAAGCAGCCGCAAGGUUGAAUAAUAGCAAGACUUUCCAUGAGUACUCAAAUGCUUCGAAUCUUGCUCAACGCUGGUGUACACUUCGUGGACAGCUUGAGAUCAAGACGAGCGGAAAAGUGCAAAUUCCGAUCGAAGAGGUUGAGCCGGCAUCGGAAAUUGUUAAGAGAUUUGUAACUGGAGCCAUGUCGUUCGGAUCGAUCUCAUGGGAAGCGCAUACCGCUUUGGCUAUUGCGAUGAACCGCAUCGGUGCAAAGUCGAACACUGGUGAAGGUGGUGAGAAACCGGAGAGGUACAAGCAGGGACAAUCAAAGGAUCACAAUCUUCGGUCGGCCAUUAAGCAAGUUGCUUCGGCUCGCUUUGGUGUCACUUCCUCAUACCUUGCUAACGCUGAUGAGCUUCAAAUCAAGAUGGCUCAAGGAGCCAAACCUGGAGAGGGAGGAGAAUUGCCGGGACACAAGGUCAGCCAAGAGAUUGCUGACACUAGAAAGUCGACCCCAGGAGUCGGACUCAUCUCACCGCCACCUCAUCACGAUAUCUAUAGUAUCGAAGAUCUUGCUCAGCUAAUCUACGAUUUGAAAUGCGCUAAUCCAGUGGCUCGCGUCAGUGUGAAACUUGUAUCGGAAGCUGGAGUCGGUAUCAUCGCCUCUGGAGUUGCCAAGGGUCUUGCCGAUCAUAUCACCAUCUCCGGACAUGAUGGUGGCACUGGAGCAUCCAGCUGGACCGGAAUCAAACACGCCGGAUUACCAUGGGAGUUGGGAGUUGCUGAAACUCACCAAGUUCUCACCAUGAACAACCUUCGUUCUCGUGUUGUUCUUCAAGCCGAUGGUCAAAUUCGAACCGGACGUGACGUCAUGAUUGCUGCUCUUUUGGGAGCCGACGAGUUUGGAAUGUCGACUGCUCCGCUGAUUGUUUUGGGAUGCACCAUGAUGCGCAAGUGUCAUUUGAAUACCUGCCCGGUUGGAGUUGCCACUCAAGAUCCAGUACUUCGAGCAAAAUUCGACGGAAAGCCGGAACACGUUGUCAAUUACAUGUUUAUGGUUGCUGAGGAAGUACGUUACUUCUUGUCGAAGCUUGGACUCCGCAAACUCGAGGAUGCCGUUGGUCGCACGGACUUGCUCUACGCCAGCCCGAAUCCGGUCAACAAGAAGGCUACACUUCUUCAAUUCGGAACAAUCCUUAAGAAUGCGCAGCUAAUGUUCCCAAAUGUCUCUAUCAAGGGAGGAAGUGUGAAGCAACCAAUUGAGUUGGGAGCUCUUGAAACCGAGUUGCUCACCCAAAUUGAUGACGUUUUCUCGGAGAAAGGAACUCAUAAGGUAUUUGAUGACAAAAAGAUUACGAACUUGGAUCGCGCUUUUGGAACAAGAAUUUCAUAUGAGAUUUCAAAGCGAUAUGGAGAGGAGGGAUUGCAAGGAACGCGUUCCAUCACAAUCAACUUGAAGGGACACGCUGGACAGUCAUUCUGCGCAUUCUUGGCAUUGGGAGUGUCAGUGACACUUGAGGGAGAUGCAAAUGAUUACGUAGGAAAGUGUCUUUCUGGCGGAAAAAUUGUCGUCUUCCCACCAAAGGCGGCUGUCUACAAAUCGGAAGAAAACUCGAUCAUCGGAAAUGUGGCGUUGUAUGGCGCGACUUCCGGUGAAUGCUGGUUCCGCGGUGUGGCUGGAGAGCGAUUUGCUGUUCGCAACUCUGGUGCUAAUGCGGUUGUUGAAGCCGUUGGAGAUCAUGGUUGUGAAUAUAUGACUGGUGGAAGAGUCAUUGUUCUCGGAUCGAUCGGAAGAAAUUUCGCCGCUGCCAUGAGCGGUGGAAUUGCCUACGUGUUCGCAAACGAGGACAAUUUCACCCGUCUUAUCAACACCGCCACGGUUGAUCUUGAUGAGCCAGAUAUUGAGGAUCUCAAAUUUGUCAAGUCCAAAAUUGAAAAGUUCAUUGAGCUGACGGGCUCGGAACUUGGACAACGUAUUCUUGCCGAUUGGCAGAACACUCACAGCAAGAUUGUGAAGGUGUUUCCACGUGACUACAAACGUGUGCUCGCCGAGCUUGAAGAGAAGAAGCGUGUUGAAGCCGAGCAAAUUCAAGCUGAGAAGGAUGCUAACAUGUUGAGCGUUGAGCCUCAUCAUCGAACUCGCACAUUGUCGAUGGACAUGCAAAUCGCGCCAACUCAUCACCUUAAGAAGAAGAAGGAGAUCGUUAAAGGAAGAAAGUUGAGCAAUGCGAAUGAGCAACGCAAACGCCGUCUUUCGAUGAGCUUGAGACCGCAAGACAUGGCUGGAUUUGAAAAUGAGGAAGAUUUACAACAAGCCGAAGUCGAAGAGCAAGCCGACGAUGUUGAGAACAAAUCCGACAUUGAAGAUCUCUCGGAGGCCGAGGAGGAUCUCGAUGAUAGCAAGCAAACUGUGGACAUUGAGAAUUUGGCCAUUCCACCAAAUUUGCGCAAGAAGGAUGAACCAUUGGAUAAACUUCGUGGAUUUGUCAAGUACAAUCGUCAGACCAGAAUCUAUCGUGACCCGAAGAAGCGCUUGAACGACUGGGACGAAGUCUAUGACUUUGAAGCUAUUCGUAGCAACAUUCGCGAACAAGCCGCGCGUUGUAUGGACUGUGGUGUUCCAUUCUGUCAGGGACACUCUGGAUGUCCACUUGGAAACAUCAUUCCAAAGUGGAACGACUAUGUCUUCAAGAAGAACUGGCGUCAAGCACUUGAGCAGCUUCUUCAAACCAACAACUUCCCGGAGUUUACUGGACGUGUGUGCCCAGCGCCAUGUGAAGGCGCUUGCUGUCUUGGAAUUUCUUCGCCAGCCGUCACCAUCAAGUCAAUUGAGUGCGCCAUCAUUGACUACGCAUUCAUGCAAGGAUGGAUGAAGCCGCAGAAGCCAAGCUUCAACACUGGAAAGAGAAUUGCAAUUAUCGGAUCCGGCCCGUCUGGAUUGGCAGCUGCCGCCCAACUCAUCAAAGUUGGACACACUGUCGUUGUGUACGAAAGAAAGAAUCGUAUUGGAGGACUUUUGAGAUAUGGUAUCCCAACAAUGAAGCUUGAUAAAUUUGUUGUUGACCGUCGUGUCAGACUUCUCGAGCAGGAAGGUGUUCGUUUCCUCACCAACACUGAGAUUGGAAAACAUGUUCCCGCCGAUUUCCUUCUUAAGGAGAACGAUGCCAUCAUAAUUUGCACCGGUUCAACUACUGCUCGCGAUCUUUCUGUCGAAGGGCGUGACGCCAAGGGAGUCUGUUUCGCUAUGGAAUUCCUGGAGAAGUCGCAACGUCGUCGCGCCGGAGAUGAUAUUGGAUGGGAAGGUCUUGAUCCAAAGGAUAAGAAGGUUAUUAUUCUCGGAGGUGGCGACACCGCCACUGAUUGCAUUGCUACUAGCAACCGUUUGGGUUGCAAGACUGUUGGUGCUUUUGAGAUUUUGCCAAAACCAGCUGAUAACCGCAAGCCGGAGAACCCAUGGCCUGAAUGGCCAUUGAUCUUCCGUGUCGACUAUGGACACGAUGAGGCAAGAGCAUUGACCGGAGAAGACCCGAGAACAUAUUUGGUGUCGACCAAGAAGUUCCUCACUACUGUCAACGCUGCUGGUGUCAAGAUUCUUACGGGCUUAGAGGUCAUUGAUGUCGAGUGGCAAAAAGACGACAAGGGAGCCUGGAAGUUGAUUGAGAAGCCGGAGACCCUUCGUCAAAUUGAAUGCGAUCUCUGCAUUCUUGCCAUGGGAUUCGUUGGACCGGAAAAGACCGUCAUCGAGCAACUAGGACUUAAGACUGAUCCUCGUUCGAACAUCCUCACUCCAAAGGAUCAAUACAAUUCGACUCUUGCCAAGGUCUUCGCUGCCGGUGACUGCCGCCGUGGACAAUCGCUCGUCGUCUGGGCAAUUCACGAGGGUCGCCAAGCUGCCCGUCAAGUCGAUGAGUACCUCAUGGGCAAAACUGCUCUUGCCGGACCAGGAGGUAUCGUCGCUGCUCCAUUAACCCAUAAGAGCGCUAUUUAA
Messenger RNA from Caenorhabditis bovis, 5286 nucleotides. The record is from the annotation of a GenBank genome assembly. Lineage: Eukaryota; Metazoa; Nematoda; Chromadorea; Rhabditida; Rhabditidae.